AUGAUAUCAACUAAUACAGAUCAAUCCAUUUUGAGAAUAACAACAAAGGAUCGAAUCAAUAAUAAUAGAGAUGAUGUCAAUGUCUUUCGAGAUAUCUUUGACAUCAUCGAUGGUAAUGACGAUACGAAUGUGAAUGAUAUGGAUUACAAUAAAUAUCAUACUAAAUUAACAGAAGAUUUUAAUCAGCAUUUCAAUUUCGAUCUUUGUUUAAGUCAUAUAGAAGAAGAACAAGAAGAAGAACAAAUAUUGUAUGAAAAUGACACUAUUCAUGAGAAGUAUACAAAUAAUAAUAAUUUAAAUAUUGAAGAAGAUAUUUUAUUAGAAAGACUCAGUCAAUUAUUAUCAACUAAUUAUAAUGAGGAAAAAGAACAAUCUACAGAUCGUCAUGGAUCACCCGUAGAUACACUGACGACCUUGCUGACAACUUCACUAUGGAAAAGAAAAAAAGUUGUUAAUCAUAGUGAUGAUAACGAAGAGCAAGAAACUAUACCCAAUUAUCUAUUAAGUAAACAUCGAUUAUUUGAUCAGAUAAUUCAACAACGUAUGGAUAGAACAUCGUCUAUGAAUAUAGAAAAUUUACGACAACUGGCUUUUUUUCGACAUCAAAUCGUAUUCUAUGAAAGACUCUAUCAUUUAUGGUCUAUUUAUUUGCAAUCAGGUACAGGUCAAUUAAACGUAGGGCAAAAUGAAAAAAGAAAUAAACAUCAGAAUUAUCAACGAUAUUGGCCUAAACAUGUAAAAUCACUCAUGAUGUUAACACAUGACAAAGCUACAUCAAUGGAUAAGACGACUACUGAAGAAGAUCAACAUGCCGCUUGUGAACUUCUCGUUCAAGAACGUAUACGUGUAUAUCAAGAAAAAUUAGAUUUCUAUAAAAAACAAUUCAAUGAAAAAAGACAAUCGUUCAUCAGUCUACCACCAGCCAUGGAACAAUCGAUUGAAAAAUUGAUUGAACAUUAUGGUCUAGAACCAAUUCGUAUGAAAUGUCAUCUUGCUAUUGCUAUACUUCAUAACAAUUAUGAAGAUCUUCAACUUCAAUAUGAGUAUGAACAAGAAAAGCCAACUGAUUAUCAAAUAGAAAUCGCAAGACAUAUGUAUGAAAUGAAUUGUAAAUUAGAAAAGAUGAAAAGUGAUUUCAUUCUUCAACGUUUGCGCAUUCUCUAUAAUAAACCACCAACAUCUUAUGAUAAAUUACAAAUCGACUUUCCUACAUGCUUAAAUUUGAUUUCGAAUCGACAUAUUCAGCGUCAACAAUUCAUCUAUCGUUAUGAAACAUUAAUUCAACAAACUAAAACAGAUCUCAUGACUAUACGUUUAGCUGCGAUUGAAGCAAAUAUCUAUCAAUAUGAAACGAUAUUGAAUAACGAAAUGAAUUUAAUGUUACAAAAUCAUCAUCGUCACGUCAAAAAUAAAGAAAUGACGCAAACAUUAAUCUAUUUAAUUGAUCAACGCUUGAAAACUGUGAAAGAAAAAAUGAAAGUUAUAUGUAAUUUUCAUAUAAAUUAUGAUCUUCGUUGGUCGUUUGGUCAUUUAGAAGAAAUUCGUAAGGGAAACAUUAAAACGAUACAACGUAUUGGUUUUUCUACACAUUUCAUUGUCGAUUACAACGUCACACAUCAUCUCAAUCAACAACAAUUACAAUUAUUAAAUCGUGGACCUACUUAUGUUGCACCUUGUCAAAUAAAAAUUUCAUCAUCACUCUUACCAUCAUCCAUCGAUAUCAAACUAUCAAAACAAUAUGAAUCUUUACAACAUCAAUUAACGACUCUCUUUGAAAAAUACCGUUUCCAUGAACAACAAUCAAAGAAUAUUGAGAAGAAUAUCAGAGAAACAUUUCGUACACUUUUUUCUACACCUCUACCGAGAAAUAUUCGUCAACGUGCUCUCUAUGAACAACAUGUAAUACAGUCAAUCAAAACGUAUUUGAAAGAUAAUAAUCUUCUUCUACGAAGAACGGCAGAUCAUAUGAAUAAUUUUUAUCUUAUGAAUAAGAAUACAUUUGACGAAAUAUGUCAUGAUUUUAUAAUGAAAAAUCAAGAUUGCUAUCGCCUUUUAUUUACUUCAACGGCAAAGAAUCAACAAGAUAUUCGAUAUGAAUUAGAUAAAAAAAUUUAUAUGAUGAAUACUGAUUUAGAACAUUUAUUAAGAGGUAAUAAAAUUUCUGAUAACAUCUAUCGAAAAUUAUACGUGACAUUGGAUGAAAUAAAAUUAGGUUAUCUCUAUUUUUUACCAAAUAUUUCCAUAGAAAAUCACUCUCUCACUGUCCAACCUAUGUUUUCUAUGCAUCAUAGUUUGACAUGGAAAUUAGCAAAUUAUAUGUAUCGAUUACUUCGACCUAUAUUAAUACCGAUCAUAAAACAAAAUAUGAUGGUAAAUGAGAGUGAUUUGAUUGAAAAACUUCAACAUUAUUAUUCAAUUGAACAUCGUCUUCACUCAACUACUUUAUUUGCUCGAAUUAAAAUUACUAAUUUUUAUACGAUGUAUUCAAGUCAAUUUAUUAUUAAUAAACUUCGUUGUGUCUUAGAGGAUAAUACCUGUUUAGAACAUAUUGAUAAUAUAUCUCUUGCUACCAUCGAACGAUUAUUUGAUUUAAUUGUCGAUAAUAAUCUAUUUUAUUAUCAAGGACAUAUUUAUCACUAUAUCAAAGGUAUGCCUAAUAGCAUGCUAUUAAGUGAUUUAUUAUUAAUCAAUUGUUUAUAUUGUUGGCAAAAAAUAAUCUUCGAUGAUACUCGAUUAAAAAAUGAAUUGAUUGCUGGAUAUAAAGAUGAAAUCUGUUUUACAUGGAAUCAUUCCGAACAUGAUCUUCGUACGUUUCUUAAUGGAAUUGAAGAAAAAUAUCAACGUAUUCAUAUGGAUAUAUCAUGGGGUCGUUGUAUCAAUUAUUUAAAUGUUCAUAUAGAAAAUCGUUUCGGUGAAUUAUACACAGGUAUGUAUCAUUCACCAAAUACAUCGAAAUUAAUUUUACCGUAUGUUGUGGGUCAUCCAAAAAUUAAACAUCAACAUUGGCUUCGUUCAGCACUGACACAUGCAGUGCAAUUAUGUUCGGAUUAUAAAGAUUUUAAUCAAGAACGUAUCUAUUUGGAAAUGACUUGUUUAACUUACGGCUAUUCAAAUGAUUUUAUUGAAAAUGAAUUUAAAAAAUUUUAUGAUUAUUUUAAUAUUGAAGCAUAUCGAUUUUGUAUGAAUGAACUUAUCUAUGAUAAAUUACGUCGUCGUUUAUUCGAUCUAAUGAAAAAACAAUGUAAAAAUUAUGAUAAAGACUUAGAAAUAGAAGAUAAUGAAGAUUUAAUACGUUUGUAUUAUCUCUAUGACUAUGGUCCAUAUGAAAAAUUUCAAGAAAAAGUUCAUGAAGUUUGGUCAACUUCUAUGGCAAAUCAAUCAAGAUUAUCAUUGAAGAAGAAGAUAAAAAUUCUUCUGAAUGCUAAACAUUUAUAUUCUUUAAAUACUCUAUUGACGGAACAAAAGCCAACUUGUCAACUCUUGAAAUAA
Molecule: messenger RNA, 3489 nt
Organism: Rotaria sp. Silwood2
Lineage: Eukaryota; Metazoa; Rotifera; Eurotatoria; Philodinida; Philodinidae
Source: the annotation of a GenBank genome assembly